Messenger RNA from Maylandia zebra (zebra mbuna), 1573 nucleotides. It is a transcript of the gene gfi1aa, whose product is annotated as growth factor independent 1A transcription repressor a. Gene Ontology annotation, cellular component: nucleus. Lineage: Eukaryota; Metazoa; Chordata; Actinopteri; Cichliformes; Cichlidae. Gene Ontology annotation, molecular function: DNA-binding transcription factor activity, RNA polymerase II-specific. Gene Ontology annotation, biological process: regulation of transcription by RNA polymerase II. The record is from RefSeq and is a predicted model, not a curated record.
CUGACAGUCAGACCCAGUGCGGACAGAGAUCUGGAGAGUGUGUGCUCUCGAAGCCGGGAUAUUAGUGCCUGCGGUGUCAGUGCCGUAGAUAAAGUCAGAGCAACGCUGAGGGGACAGACGUGAAGGAUUUCGGACCCGAGCAGCGCCGAGCUUUAAGACUGAAGAAAACUUCAACAACAUGCCGAGAUCUUUCCUGGUGAAAAGCAAAAGGGCCCACAGCUACCACCAGCACCGCUACUUCGACGAUGACUACAGUAGACUGGACACUAUUAUGGCUGAUGUGUGCGCAGAAACAAAAUCUCAAGCCGAGUUCGAUUCCAAUCUAGAGCAGGAAGACGUGAGGACCGGCGCUGACAGACUGUCCCCUGGGUCGCGGCUGAGGUCCCCGAGGUCUCUGUCCUCCAGCUCCCCGCUGAGCUGCGGAGGCAGCGCCUGUGACCGGUCCUCCGACUGUGAUUUCUGGCGUCCCCCGUCCCCCUCGUCCUCACCAGAUUCUGAGAAAUGCUCCACUCCUGCAGCGGAGGACGGUCACUCGAACAUGCCAAUCUUCCCGUACUCCUGGUCGGCAUACUCAGGAACCGAGCUGAGACAUCUGGUUCAGGGGUCUUAUCACCACCACCUCCAGAGCCACAGGGAGUCCCAGUCACCUAUAAGCAUCUACAGGGGAGAGGACAGCGGCAGUGAGUCCCUUUAUGUACAGCGGGGCCUCGCGGCCGGAUGUUACCAGGGUUAUUCUUCAACGGCCCAAAUCUGCAGGAUGCGGGACAGAGACGAGCUGUAUCUGGAUGCGAAGCAACAGGCCCGCGUGGCGGAAAUCAAGUCUGAGAACGAUUUCAUCCGCGCAAACCUCGAGUCGAGUGGAUCAUACAAGUGCAUUAAAUGUUGCAAGGUGUUCUCCACGCCUCACGGGCUGGAAGUUCACGUGCGGCGGUCGCACAGCGGCACGCGGCCGUUUGAGUGUGGGAUAUGCGGAAAAACCUUCGGACACGCAGUGAGCUUGGAUCAGCACAGAGCGGUUCACUCGCAGGAGAGGAGCUUCAGCUGUAAGAUCUGCGGCAAAAGCUUCAAGCGCUCUUCAACCCUCUCUACGCACCUGCUCAUCCAUUCCGACACGCGGCCUUAUCCGUGCCAGUACUGCGGGAAAAGGUUCCACCAAAAGUCAGACAUGAAAAAACACACUUUCAUUCACACAGGUGAGAAGCCGCACAAGUGCCAGGUGUGCGGGAAGGCCUUCAGUCAGAGCUCCAACCUCAUCACGCACAGCAGGAAACACACGGGCUUCAAGCCCUUCGGCUGUGACCUCUGCGGGAAAGGUUUCCAGAGGAAAGUGGAUCUGAGGAGGCACAAAGAGACGCAGCACGGACUGAAAUAAGCAGGAGUUAAUCGAAACUUGUGGCGCUUUAAGUUUGCUGUAAUUGGUUUAUUUCCCCCCUACUUAGCCUAAGAUACGCUGAUUGUUUAUUUAUCUGUUGUGUUUUUAUUAUUAUGAAAAAAAAACUACUAAAUAAUUUCACAAGCUUUUAUAAGCUUACCGUGCUGUUUUAGUCAGCCUUUUUAACGGAUUAAAUAUUAA